GUUGAUAUCGGGCGGCAGGGUAAUCAGCCACUACCUCGAGGACCAGAACACAAUUGCUACGCCAAUCUUGGGCCAGUUUUAUAUUCCAUUGGGAAGACACUCGUUAAUGCCUUACUGUUUGAAGGUUCGCCACAAAACCUUUCUUCCGUGCUUCAAGCUGUCGACCCCAGGGAGAGCAUACCCACAGAAGACAAGUUACUAAUUCUGCGUCUGUCAAAAGACCAAAAUCCAUCUCCAGAGUAUGAGCAGAUUUUAGCGCAAAAUCUUCUUGCAGUCGAAUUGGUCGGCCGGAGUUACAACAAGCACCGAGAAGGCCCUGAAAACAUGCCUGAACCAGCAUUAUUCGAAUUCCCACUGCCUAAUGAUUUCAGUUUCUAUGUCUGGCUUUUUCAGUCCGUUUGUGAAAGUGCCACUCCAUUCGCGGCAUUUACACCGACCCCGUCAAAAAGCAAAUUCUUUGAUGAAUGUGAACCUCUGCGUAUCAGCUCACAGCUUUCUCCAACAUUUCGCCACUUGAUGCGUUGUCCUCAAACUUCAACAACCAGGAAUCCAGAUGAUAUGACAACGGACCUCUUCACAUUUGCCGGUCGAACCUUUUAUAAAUCUCGAAAAAAU
This is a messenger RNA of Opisthorchis viverrini, 615 nucleotides long. RefSeq lists its product as hypothetical. The annotation marks the transcript as partial. The transcript is spliced from 5 exons. NCBI's taxonomy places the organism in Eukaryota, Metazoa, Platyhelminthes, Trematoda, Opisthorchiida, Opisthorchiidae. The record is from RefSeq and is a predicted model, not a curated record.